AUGCCAUGGAAAAGGCCAGCUGGUUGGGAACUCAUGGAGGAGUGCAGGGACCAUAUGCAGAGGAUUAGGCUUAUGGGCAUAUACGUAUUCAAGGUGGUGAUAAGACCAGGAUUCCUCCCACAGCUGCACAUGGGCAGUGUGGUCUUGGUGAUGGUUGGUGAGGUCCUUCCUGAAGAGUCCCAAGAAGGAGAAGACUUCUUCCUUCUUCAGGAGACUGUCAGUGACAGGGCUGCAUUUUUCUCAAGCAGAUUAGAAUGUUUUGAAAAGAGGCAGAAUUGUCUAACUGACCAUGAAUUUUGGAGUAAGAAAGACAUGGGUUUGAACUGGCCAUGCAACCUCUUAUCCCCAGUUUUCCUCUCAGCAAAAAUGGGGGUGGUAGUACACGUCUUUUGGAUAGCUAUUACAUAA
Molecule: messenger RNA, 408 nt
Organism: Rangifer tarandus platyrhynchus (Svalbard reindeer)
Lineage: Eukaryota; Metazoa; Chordata; Mammalia; Artiodactyla; Cervidae
Source: the annotation of a GenBank genome assembly